Cylas formicarius (sweet potato weevil) is the source of this 2356-nucleotide messenger RNA. RefSeq names its product locomotion-related protein Hikaru genki. The transcript is spliced from 7 exons. The coding region runs from base 566 to 2173 and encodes 535 amino acids. Lineage: Eukaryota; Metazoa; Arthropoda; Insecta; Coleoptera; Brentidae. The record is from RefSeq and is a predicted model, not a curated record.
GCUAGUUUUAUGUAUAACAAUAUUUAAUUAAUAUAUGUAUUUCAAGAUAAUACAUAUAAGCCAAACUUGAUUGCAAUAGUAUUAUUUUUACCCUACCUGAGACGCUACCCUAGGCUACUUCCCAAUAAUUAUUAAAUUAGUACUAACACGAAUAAAUGUUGACAUUAAAUGAAAAUAACGAGUGAUUGUCCAAACAAAAUGCUAUAUUAGCUGCUCAAAAUACUCAAAGUCCAUCAAAACUCGGGUCAGUUUCAGAUUAUUUACAUACAAUACAGGACUUCACCUACGUCACAGCCAGCGAGAGUUUUCGCAUUGCACUGGCGGACAGAGACUUCCCGAAACUGGAGCGAACGCAGUUCGGGAUUUUCGACAAUUCGAACAUUCGACCAUUUGUGGCGUUGCCAUAGCGCGAAGGAUCGACGGUGCGAAACUAAUCAAAUACGAUUUAGAAGAGGUGGCACGGCUGGGGAACGGACGUUUCCAGCCUGCGCGAGGACGUCGCUCCGUCGCACGCGUAAAAUGGCGUCGUCGGGACGUCAGCCGUGUUCCCGAUGACCGCGUAAACAUGCGUGGGCCGCCUUCUUUCGUUUUGCUCGCGGCCCUCCUGCAGGCGGCGCUCGGCAGGGCAGUCCAGGAAGAUUUGACGUCCGACUCGUGCUCGCCGCCGCAGCUCUCGCUGAACGGAACCGACGCGGAAAAAAGCGAACAACGGGUGCGGAAGGACUACAGCAAGGUCAGGGAGGUGAAGUUUUCGGGCUCGAUCGGCCCGUUGGGGGAGAAGAGGCUGUGCAAGAUCAAGUGCAUCGGGGGACAGUGGGUGGGACCGCUCUGCGUCGACCAGCAGGACAACGGCAGGUACCAGCCGCUGUUCAAGAACUGCAAGCUCGAGUACGUCAACCCCCACAUCGUCGUCACGUUCAAGAAUAUCAGCAUACACAAGGCGGGCGUGGUGUUCCCGCACGGGUCCCAGCUGCAGAUCCGGUGCAAGGAGCUCGGGCUCUACAAGCUGCUCGGCACGUCGAACCCGAGGUGCCACAACGGCGAGUGGAGCACCAGGUUGCCGUCGUGCGUGCCGACUACGCUUCUGACGAAUUUCACUGAGGACUCGCCGCCCACGAUCCUCAUCAAGAUACCGUCUGGCUCGGCGUCGGUCGAGCCCGGCGGCGAACUGGCCGUCUUCCCCGAAUCGACGCUGCACUUCGAGUGCCUGUACCCCCGCAGGGUCGGCUCGCCCGACUGGACGUGGACCACGCCCCUCGGCCAAUACCUCACGGGUUGGGCGAUAGCGUCCGAGGAACGGGACUGGAAAUACCGGUUGUCCAUUUAUUACGCGAAAGCGCAAGACUCUGGCACGUUCACCUGCGCCACGCCCCGCGGCAUCACCAACAGCGUCACCGUUCACGUGGUCGCGGUCACGUGCGAUCCGAUUUCCGUGUCCGGCAUGCACCUGACAGUUCGCGUAGAAGGCACCCGGCUCGGCCACAAGGCGAUCUUCCGAUGCCCCGUCGGUUUCGCGGUCAGCGGUUCGCCGAACCUUACGUGUCAGGCGUCGGGCAAGUGGUCCGCCCCCGUACCCAGGUGCGAGCCGGUAAAGUGCCCCCCGCUCGACGCGCCCGGCGGCCUCGACGAGCCCCACCUGAGGCUCGAGGAGCACAACAACAGCUACGGAGGCAGGGCGGUUUUCAGCUGCGCGUGGGGCUACAAGCUGGCCGGUGCCCCCGGCAUGGAGUGCGAGAUAGACGGCUCGUGGAGCGGCAAACUGCCAAAAUGUCUACCGAUCCAGUGCCCGCCCCCCGUGCUGCCCGUCAACGGGCACCUGAUCCAGUCGGAGGCGGCUCCGGGCAUGGACGGCGGCCGCUACGCCGUAGGUUCGUUGGUGCAGUUCGCGUGCUCCGGGGCCCACCAGCUCGAAGGUGAAGCGAGCAUCAUUUGCACCGAGACCGGGUUCUGGUCGCACCCGCCACCGUUCUGCAAGCCCCGAUGCAGGUACCUAGGCGAGCCGGACAACGGAUACGCCGCCCCCUCCAAGUUCUCGUACGAGCCCGGGGACGAGCUUCAGAUCACGUGCAAUCCGGGCUACGAGUCGAGGCUCGACCAACCUCGGCCCAAAUGCCUGCCGGACGGACGUUGGUCCGCGCCGUUGCCGAACUGCACCGAUUUUACGCAGAUCUAGGGCGGCGUUCCGUCCGGUUUUGUGUUCUGUGCCCGUGGACGCGACGACUUUGAGUGGAAAAGGGCGUGGUCGCCGUUUUCAACGCGCACUUGUAACGAUCUCAUCGAAUCGCCACGCGAAUUGACGUUUCGACGGAAUAUUAUUGUUAAUUACACAGAUAUAUUAAUAUAUUAUCUAUAUAUA